Corythoichthys intestinalis (scribbled pipefish) is the source of this 5125-nucleotide messenger RNA. It is a transcript of the gene slc25a23b, whose product is annotated as solute carrier family 25 member 23b. Gene Ontology annotation, molecular function: calcium ion binding; ATP transmembrane transporter activity. Gene Ontology annotation, biological process: transmembrane transport; ATP transport; ADP transport. Bases 201 to 1664 code for a protein of 487 amino acids. Lineage: Eukaryota; Metazoa; Chordata; Actinopteri; Syngnathiformes; Syngnathidae. The record is from RefSeq and is a predicted model, not a curated record. The transcript has 10 exons.
CAGACUCCAGGAAAAGACGUGGUUACUCCGUGACGACCCAAGACUGCAGAGUAUGAGCAACGAGCACCCACGCGCACAUCUCACCUCCUCGUCCAUUUGUUCCCACAGAAGGACGGCUGCGGAGUCUGUGUACGCAGCGUUGUUUAGGGCCAUAUAUUAAAUUCCAAUCAUUAAGGGAAACUGCCAGCGUUCUCAGCUUCAUGGGCGAAGCAGACAAGAAUACAUUCGACCGAAAUCCACGCAGUGAAAACGAAGCGAAGGUAGAAAACGACGCGUCUGUGGAGAUAGAACGUCAAAGGAGAUACACUGAGCUGUUCGAGCAAUUGGAUUUGAAUAGAGAUGGUAGAGUUGACAUUAGUGAGCUGCGAAUUGGACUGGCUGCUCGGGGUUUGCACCAGGGAGAGGCUGAAGAGAUAGUCCUGGAGAGUGACAUCAAUCGUGAUGGUUUGCUGGACUUCCAAGAGUUCUCCCAGUACCUGCAGGCUCAUGAGAAGAGGCUAUGGCUCAUGUUCCACAAACUGGAUCGGAAUAAUGAUGGGAAAAUUGAUCUUGGUGAGAUCCAGGACUUGCUGCACAAACUUGGAGUUGAGGUUACCAAAGAGCAGGCCUCCCGAAUACUGCAAAGCAUGGACAAGGAUGGCACUAUGACCAUUAACUGGAAAGAGUGGCGGGAUCACUUCUUGUUCAAUCCUUUCCACAACGUGGAGGAGAUUGUCCACUUCUGGAAGCACUCCCAUAUGUUUGACAUUGGGGAACAUUUGACGGUGCCAGAUGAGUUCUCAGAAAAGGAAAGACGAUCCGGUCUGGUAUGGAGGCAGUUGGUUGCUGGAGCAAUGGCAGGUGCUGUGUCCAGAACAGGAACUGCUCCUCUGGAUCGCUUGAAAGUUUUCCUGCAGGUACAUGGUUCCAUGUCUCAUGGAAAAAAUCUGUGGUCGGGGCUAAGAGGGAUGAUCCAGGAGGGGGGUGUCUCCUCACUCUGGAGGGGGAAUGGCAUCAAUGUCCUCAAGAUUGCCCCAGAAUCUGCGAUCAAAUUUAUGGCCUAUGAACAGAUCAAGCGGCUGAUCCGUGGCAGCAGAGAAGGAGGAAGCUUAAGAGUACAAGAAAGAUUCCUUGCUGGUUCUUUGGCAGGAGCUACAGCCCAGACUAUCAUCUACCCCAUGGAGGUGCUUAAAACGCGUCUCACAUUGAGGACGACGGGACAGUACUCAGGUAUGGCUGACUGCGCCAGACAGAUCCUGAAAAGGGAGGGAGUCCGGGCGUUCUACAGGGGCUACUUGCCGAAUACAAUUGGCAUUAUACCCUACGCUGGUAUCGACUUAGCUGUUUAUGAGACUCUUAAGAACGCCUGGCUUCAGAGGUACUGUCUAAACUCUGCAGAUCCAGGUGUCUUGGUUCUCUUAGGCUGUGGCACUGUGUCUAGUACCUGUGGGCAGCUGGCGUCUUAUCCACUGGCUCUCAUUCGAACAAGGAUGCAGGCGCAAGCUAGCACAGAGUAUAACCCUAAACUAACCAUGGUGGGGCAGUUUAGAUACAUCUUAUCCAAUGAAGGUGUCUCUGGUCUGUAUCGUGGCAUCGCACCCAACUUUCUCAAAGUCAUUCCUGCUGUUAGCAUUUCCUAUGUGGUGUAUGAGCACAUGAAGAAAUUCCUUGGAGUGGGAUACUAGACGAAGACGAGCGAGGAUGCCCAAAAAAAUAGGAUCAAGAAAAUGUAAUUAGGUUAUGAGACAUAGGAGGUGAGAGUCUAAGGCUGGAAAUGUGGCUGGAGUAUGGACUCUCAUUGAAACAAAAUAACUGAAUAUGACUAUGGACUUUCUGUUUUCAACUUUAUAAUUAAAAUUAAGUCAACCACAGGUUAAAUGUUUGCCAUGACUGCUUAUGGCUAUCUAAUAACAAAUAAAAUCAGCAUAGUGAGAAGGUCUGAAGAAUGUACAAAAAAUGUUGGUUUUUAGAUGGUGUUCAAUCUUAUUUCAGUGUCAUUUUUUUCUGUUUUUAGAGCUUUAAUGAUGAAGCGGUGCAAGUUUUAUGUUUCUUCAAUCAUAUACAGUAUGUCAGUCAUAUGCUUUUCUCAGCUGCUCCAAUGUUCUCAGCUCUUGUCAUCCGAUGUGACACAUCUUUUGCAUUACUAUUAUUAUUUUAUUAUUUCAUAGCAGCCUACUUGAAAUGAUGAAUGCCUGUCUCCAAUGGAGCCUUUCGUGCAUGACUAGUAACGCAUGAAUGCAUGUUGUGAUGGUGGAGUCGGGGGUUACUUAGUCUAUAUAUUUUGAACACAGAAAUAGUUUGUGUGUAUUUAUAAAAGCUUAUUUAUUAAGUGAAAAAUACUGUAAAGUAGGAUCUCAAAAUUUGACCAAAACUCAAAUGUUCAAAUGCUUGUAAAGUAAUUUAAUAUCUUUAAAAUAAAAUUAAGCUACUUAUCCAUUAAUGAGGCUUGACAAACAUGAGGAGAAAGGACGGUGCUUGCAGAGCAAUACUGUCAUUCAAAGCUGGCUAGGCUGUGUUCAGACUGUAGGCAGAUCUUAUUCUGAUCAGAUUCCUCCUCAAAUCUGAUUUCUAGGUCUGACUGUUCAAACUAUUUUUAGCAAGUGUCCAAAUCAGAUCUGGGCCACAUUACUGACACAUCUUACAAGUUGCUGUGACAACGAAGGCUUCAUACAGCAUAGAGUAUUGUCAUGGACAGUCAAAACCCAUGUGAGCUGUUCAGACUGAGAAGCAUCUUGUCCAUAUCUGAUUUGAUACUACCUCCUGUAUGUGGUGUUAAUCUGUCUAGCUAAAAUCUUGAUUUACGUGCUUUGUGACUGUUUAGACUACAAAAGAGCCACCCAGUUUCAAUCUGCAUGGGUUUAAAAUUAGAUUUUGGCUGCCAGUUUGAACAAUGCCUUCGAGUGUCUAACUUUUGAGAUUCAACUCUAUAACAUAGUUUUGAUAACGUCAAUCUGGACUGAACACGCAUGUGCACUUUAAAUGCUUUUUGAUGGAAAUUUGGUUAUACCGUCUCCUAUAACCGAGGUAAUUUCCAUCAAUACAGCUACAACAACAUAGAAAUGUAUUUUCAUAAAUGAUUUGGAAGCGCCUAGAUAUGAUUCUUGCAUAUAUAUUUUGAAUUUGAGAGCCAAUGUGUACCUCAUAUACAUUUGGUUCACUCCAAAAACAAUCUUAACGCACAAAGAUAACAUCCUGAUUUGCACACUGUAAAUGUAAUAAACAUUGUUCAAUAACAUGGACUGUAUUUAUUUGUUAUUGAUAUCAAUAGCUCUUAUGUUGUACAUCCAAAGAGUUGAGUAGGGUCUGUCUGCAGUUUGCAGGUUCAAUACACAGAAAUUACAUACUUAGUGCAUAAAUACUACAAAGUAUUGGCAUUGUAUCUUUACCUGCAAAGACAAUAUAAUUUAUCAUGUCAUAUUUGAAUUAAUGAAUGCCCCAUAUUUACUGUAUGAAUUAAUGUGAAAAUGUUUAAACAAUUUUUAAAUGUGUUUAGAACGAACAGAUACAUAUAAUGUAACAUAUAAAAGAGUAUUUACAUAUAUUAUAAAUAAAUAAAUAAAUAAAUAAAUAAAUUACAGAUUAGAUAGAUAGAUAGAUAGAUAGAUAGAUAGAUAGAUAGAUAGAUAGAUAGAUAGAUAGAUAGAUAGAUAGAUAGAUAGAUAGAUAGAUAGAUAGAUAGAUAGAUAGAUAGAUAGAUAGAUAGAUAGAUAGAUAGAUAGAUAGAUAGAUAGAUAGAUAGAUAGAUUGAUUGAUUGAUUGAUUGAUUGAUUGAUUGAGCGGACGGAUGGACGGACAGAUGGAUGGUAAAAUAUGCCUUUUUUUUCUCUCUCUCUCUUUAAAUUUUGAUAUAGAUUCAAUAUAUAGUGCGAAGUUUCUUUUCCUGUCAAGGGCGUAGGUUUGGUCUUUACAUUGGUAGGGACAAUAUGGCAUAACCUGCAUGCACACUUUUUGCUGGGGACUGAACAAAUUAAUGAUCAAUGCAAAAUAAAUGUUAAUGACUUAUACUUUUAUGUGUAUUGGUUAACCCACACUGUUUAAUUCAAACCUUUGAUUUAAAAAAAAUAUUAAAGAAACAUUUUGAAAACUUCGAGAAAAAAUGUCCGUAUUUUAUGAGCAAAAUUAAUUUGCAUUAUUGGAACAUAAAUUAUAUUAUUGCUAGUUGAAAACUUUACCCAAUAUUACCAUACACAAUAAAUACAAGCUUGUUUAUCAUCUUUUAACUACCCAGGAAUGCAAAAAAAUAAACAUUUGUCUUAAGACCACUCAACAUUGUCUAAGUAAAGAAAUUAAAUGUAACUGAAAAAACUUCUUUGUCAGGGAAUAACAAAAAAUCAAAUAAAAAUAUAGCGUCCGUCAGUUAAAACACUACUACUUUUGUCCCCAAGCACAGCCAAACUCAACAAAAAAUGAGAGCUCUUGUGGACUGCUUUAAGACCACAUAAAUAAAAAUAAAAUAAAAAGUAAAAUUGGGUAGAAGUGGGUAAAACUCAUUACAUUUACAUUUCUCACAGUUUAAUUAAAGUUGACAGUAGAAAACACAUAAGGAGGACACUUGUUUCUAACCAGCUACCUACUGAAGUUUUGUAGGUUAACAGGUUCACACAGUUUCAUGUUAUGCUAACUCUGAUGCAGGUCAGACUUUCAGUAGCAAAAUUAGUGGUGUGUUCCCUACUUCUACAACAUUGACGUCUUUUUGCAUUUCGUAUAGUGGCUGCUGCUGGCUGAAAAAAAACUUCUAAUAUCCCUAAUAUCUAAUGUGUGUGUGUGGGUGGUUGGGGGGCUGGGGGUGUGAUCAAGUCAUCAGCCAAUCAAAUGUGCAUUUAGGAGGGGAAAAAAUGGACCGGCGCAUUCAGCAAGUGAAAAGAGGUACCUGUAAAUCUGAACAUAAUGAGAAUAAUUCCCUUAAUAAUGGUGGGGUCAAUUACAACAUUUAAAACAUAUAAGACAAUCUAAAUGACCUACAGUAUAUAACUGAAGUCAUUAUAAAACGCAAAUAAGGUUGCCGAAAAGUUGGUAAUGUUUUGUCCCUACCGCCCCUAACCAAACCUACGCCUUUGGUUCCUGUGUUUUAUGUCAUUUUUCUGUUUGUUUGUGUGCUAUGGACACCCUGUGUGACUCCUGAAUAAAGAUCAUAUAUAUAAAAUAA